AGUGGCCUAGCAAGCCAAACGCCACUGUGACACCCAUCAUCUUCCCAAUUCGAUACCCUGUGCUACAUGAUUGUUUUAUUGUCCCAAAUGAAAUAUUUUUAUUCGUUCCAUGAUGAUCACGACCCACGUGCACCAUGGCGUUGCCGGUAUUUUUGACGAGACCGACAAAAAGCACGUUUACUUCAAGCGCUUUUAAUGCUAAGACUAAGUUGUAACAAACUGGUUACUUUCGAAAGAAAUUUAUUGACCAUUCUUUUACGCCUUAGUUAGUUUCAGCCCCCCGCCCGCCCUCCUCGCGAAGAAGCAAGAUGUUGAAGCAGUGGAUUCCGCACCCCGUCGAGGGGUACGUGAUGGCGAAGGACACGGGGCAGACGAAGGACAUGAAGGGCAAGAAGGUCCGCGGCUACCAGAUCGAGAACGCGAGUCAGGUAUCAAAUGCAACGACGUCUGGGUCUGAAAACUUGUGAUGCUGAACUGUGGACGACUGCAAUACUUCCCAAGGCAGCCAAGCAUGACAAGUUUGCCGAACACUUUGCCAUGCGCAGUCCGCAUGACAAGCUGCGCUUUUAUAUGACAAAAGAGCGCGUUGCUACUUUAUUGUUGGUCAUGCAAUACAGAUCUUACAGAAAUGUAGGACUAGCAUUACAAGUUCCAUGUUUCCAGACCCAGUCAUUUUUGCAAUGCAUAUCAGGAGGUGGUGUGGCUGACCGCGGAGGAGAUCACGAAAGUGGCCUAUUACAAUGAAAAAUGCCCCCACCCCCGAACUUGAAAGCAUUUGUAUUGCAAAUCUUUCCAAAUGAAACAUUCGCCCUCUUGCGUGUAUCAGCAUCACAGAUUUCCGAUCGUGAAUAGCAAAAAUUUGUAUUGCAAAAGAUCCCAGCAAGAGCGGUGCUUGUCAUGCAAGCGAUGCGAGACACGACUAGAAUCUGCAUCAGAAAGAUUCGUACUCCUUUCAUGCAUGACAAAAAGCUUUCAUUUGGAAACUUCGCAUCACAGAUUCUUGCAAUUUCAGGGGUGGGGGGCAUUUUUCACUGUGAUAUGGCCGACGUGGAGGACGACCAUUUGAUGGGCUUACCCGACGUGUGUCAGCUGCGGUCCGUGGUGAACGCCGCGGUGCUGCAGUCGUUGGAAACCCGGUACUAUGCAUUGCAAAAGUAUCGUACUCGUAUAAAUGCAAUACAAAUUUCCCCAGCAUCAGAAAUAAAAUUUGUCAUGCGGAUUUACCUUAAGAAAAAAAUUUGUAAUGCAUGAAUGCAAUUACUACUAGUACGAUACUUUUGCAAUGCAUAGGUACGGGAAGGGGGAGAUCUAUACGAUGAUCGACCAGAUCAUCGUCUCCUGCAACCCCUUAUGAAUUGCAAAAAUGUCUGGGUCUGGGAGACUCCGAGAUUUGUCAUGCAGUUUUUCCAAGCUCCCCCACGUCUGGAAUGCAGGGCCUAGCAUCACAGGUUCUGCAGCUCCUUGCUGAUGCGUAUUCUGCAUGAGAGAUGCCCUCUCAGCAAGGCCAGAAGUGGGCACCUUUUGCACGUUUGUGCAUCACAGAUCUUUCUCGUAGGAUCCGAAACACGCAUCACAAGUUCGGAUCCUUCCAGACCCAGACACUUUUACACUUCACACCCCUUCGAGCGGCUGGGCCUGGACACGCCCGAGGUCAUGGACAAGUACAUUAACGCGGCGGAUUCCCGGGAGCAGCCCCCGCACGUGUACUCCAUCGCCAAGACCGCUUUGUCGGGGUGCGUGCGCGAGAGUUUGAACCAGGCGAUUUUGAUCUCCGGAGAGUCCGGGGCGGGGAAGACCGAAGCGUGUAAGAUCAUGUUGGGGUUCUUCGCGGACUCCGCCGGGCACAACGAGAGCCGCAUCCAGGACCGCAUCAUGCAGUGCAACCCGAUCUUGGAAGCUUUUGGGAACGCGAAGACCUCCCGGAACAACAACUCGUCCCGGUUCGGGAAGUGGACCGCGAUCAUGUUCGGGCAAAAGGGCUCCAUUGACGGUGCGCUGCUGGUGGACUACUUGCUGGAGAAGUCGCGCGUGCUGAAGCAGACCAGUUUGGAGCGCAACUUUCACAUCUUCUACAUGCUGCUGCACGGCCCGGACGGGGCGAAGUACGGGCUGCCGAAGGGCACGAAGUGGAGCGACUUCAACUACCUGAAAAGCGGAGCCCAGCUCGCCGACGGUGUGGAUGACAAAACCGAGUACAACGAGGUGGUGUCGGCCUUCGAGGACGUCACCAUCGGCGAGAAGAAGCGCGCCGACCUGUUCAAGGCGGUGGCGGGCAUUUUAUUGCUCGGGAACGUGAGUUUUCAAGCGGGGAAAAACGAUUCGUCCAUCUGCGACAAGACCAAGGAGGUGUCCACCGCCUGGGAGUGCGACGACAAGGUGCUGCAGACCGCGAUCACGAACAAGAAGCUGAUCGUCGGGAAGGACGUGACGGUGAAGCAACUGAAGCCGGAGCUGGCGAACGAGGCGCGGAAUGGGUUAGCCACGCUGGUGUACUCGCGACUGUUCGCCUGGCUGAUGGAAAACUUAAACAAGGUUGUCGCCGGGGACAUCGGGAACAGCAGCGCGAAGAAGAUCGAGGUGGGUUUAUUGGAUAUCGCCGGCUUCGAGUCCUUCCCCAACAACACCUGGGAGCAGAUCACGAUCAAUUUGUCCAACGAGAACCUGCAACAGCACUUCAACGAAUUCGUGUUCAAGCGCGAGAUGGCGGACUACAAGGCGGAGGGGGUUUCCGUCGAGGGCAUCACGUUCGCGGACAACCAGGAGAUCCUGGACACGAUUGCCGCGCCCAGGGACUCCAUCUUCAGCGUACUGGACGACGCCACCAAAGGGAUGCGGCAAACGGACAAGACGUUUAUGAACAAUCUGGGGAAGCUGAUGGAAACCAAGAAGAAUGCUUACUUCGAGGCGGACAAGUUCAACAAGGACCCGCCGGAGUUCACGCUGACCCACUACGCCGGCAAGGUCACCUACAAUGUCGGUGGCUGGGUGCAUGAAAAAAACACGGACGACCCGCCGCCCGAGGCGAUGGACGUGCUGAAGACCUCGAAGAACGAGUUGCUGCGGGAUUUAGGGAAGCAAUUGGAGGAAGAGGGCAAGCAGAAAAAGUUGACGGUUUCAACCCAGUUCCGCGCGUCGCUGAAAACGCUAAUGGAGCGAAUUCGUUCCGCCGUGCCGCAUUUUGUCCGGUGCAUCAAGCCCAACGACGAGAAGAAACCGAAGAUUUUCACGCGCGCGAAGGUGUUGGAGCAGCUGAUUUUUUCCGGCGCCAUGGAGGCGGUGAAAAUCCGGCAGCAGGGGUAUCCGUUACGCGCUUUGCCCGCCGAGUUCUGCCGGAAGUACCGCGCGUGCUUUCCGGUGAAGCUCCGGAUGGAAUGUGAGAAAAAAGCGGGCAAAAAGCUCCCCGACCCGGCGGUGGUUACGCUGAUUCUGGACCGCCUUCCGGAGGUGUUCCACCAACCGGAGUUGAAGGGCCAGUACGUGAUGGGAAAAACCAAGGUGAUGGCCCGUCUUCGGGGCCACCAAGUCCUCGACGAGCAGGUGCGGUUUGCCACACUCGAGAAAACCAUCAAAAUCCAGGCGGCCUUCCGCGGCUACCGCACGAGGAAGAUGACGAAGCGGGCGCGGGAGCUCCGCGGCAUGACGCAAAACUGGAUGAAGACGACGGGUUCCAAGUUGUACAAACCGAACACGCCCAACACCAACGCGUUGGCGACGUUUAAGAACGACUUGGGCAAGUUGAAGGCGGAGUGCGACCAGGUGAAGAAGUGGCGGGCGGAGAUCGAGUCCAUGAGCACCAAGCUGAAGGUGUGCGAAGCGGCGUUUCUCACCUGUCAAACGAAGCUCCACAAGGAGUACGAAGUCUACAAGGACAUGAACGCAUUGCUGAAGACGGUCGAUUUGGAUCAGUUGCAGACCGCGGUCUCCCAGCUGACCAAUCUGGCAAUCGAGGACGAAGUGGCCAAGCGCCUGGCGGUCCGGCUCGACAUGCUCUCCGUGCAGCUGCCGCUGAUCACCGCCAUGGCCGGUCUGUCCGACCGAACCGACCCAAGCCCGUCGGACCUCGACGCAUGCAAGCGGCUGCAGCACGUCGUGGAGCAGGUAAAUAAAAGUUUCUUCGACUUUUAGCUCGUUCUUCCUGUCAACUUGUUUCGUGGUAGCAUGCUUUCAUAGCGUUAUGUGAUUUUGCUUCUGCUGCAGUCUUCACCUGCUAGAGCUAGCCUCAGCCUAAUGAGGUUUUUCUUUUCAAUUAAAACAAAGUGAAAGUUUUUAUUUUCUCUGACGCAUAGGCUACCCAGAAGGGGUUAAAAAACCAGUCCGAUUGGUUGGACGAGCAGGCGGGCGCGAAAUUUGUGAAGCUGCAAGCCCAGUGGGAGCGGCUGAAGAGCAAGUUGGACGAGGAGAAGCUCGAGAAGCACGAGUUGAAGCACGAUUCUCCCAAGGAGCUCGUAAAGUUGCUGACGGCGGCCAUCAACAAUUGCGACAAGCGGGGGAUCCAAGCGUCCCUGUCAACGUGCGUGGCGAAUGGACAGGUGGACGCCAACGAUCUGAAGCCUGCGCGAGAAAUGUUGACGAAGCUUAUGGACCCCGGGUGGAUCGAGGAACAGCUGCAUUCCUGUCUGAAAACCCUGGAAGCCAAGAAAGAUUUUCACGGCCUGGCCACCAAGGUCGCGAAUUUAGCUCUUGCCGGACAAGAUGCGGGCGUCGACGCCGAUCUUCUCACAAAGGCGGAAAACGCUUCGCGCAUCGCCCAUAUUCGACGUGGGUCCCUGUUCCAAAGGUAUUAAUCACUUCUGGUGUUUUUUCCCCGUGUUUCCUAAAGUGUUUCUGUUUGCAUAUGCUAAUUGUAUUCUAGUCAUACAUGCAGAUGCACUGUUGUAGAAACAAACGGAAACGGCUCGUCUCGCAUCUAGGCCGGCACCAGUUCCAGUGCGUUUGAAUUUUGAAAACUCGAUCGCUGAUCAUGUGCACUCUUCUAUAUCUGAAUAAACACGCAUCAACAUCAACCCCAGGGACGGUAAAGUGGCGUCGGGUAACCUCGACAUGGUGAUGGCGUUGUACGGUGACAUGAGCAAGGCCCCCUGCAUCAACACGGAUGUGGUAAAGCCCAUCACGGGUCCGGACGGGAAUAAGAUUCUUCCGUGCGAGCCCGGGGGCACGUUCGCGUGGAGCAAGAAUAAGCUGUCCGCCCCGUUGACGAACAUCGGGGACGCCAGCAUGAACUCCACCGCUACCGCGGCCUACCGAAACGUGCUCGGUUGGAUGACGGACCACCCCGUGGACGAGAAGCGGCGCGUGCCGCUGUUGUACGCGAUCGUGUGGAAGGCGCGGUCCGAGGCGGCGCUGACCAACGAGAUGUACGCGCAGGUGAUCAAGCAGCUCACCCACAACCCGGGGCUGCGGUCCCAGCUCUUAGGGUGGAAGCUGCUCGCCUUCAUCUUCCAGCACGCCAUCCCCACGCCCGACUUCAUUGAGUACGUGCGGGCUUUUCUGGUCAAGUCCAAACAGAAGUUCGAGAAGGAGCUGCCCGAAAAGAAGGAAUUGCUGACCAUGGCCACGCAGUGCAUGGACACGAUGGCCAAGACCGCACCGCCGCCGGCCGCGGGGGAGAAGGCCGCCGCCGAGGCCGCGGCGGCGACGGGCGCGAAUAGCAACAAUGAAGUUGCAGCACGGCUUUCGCGGUGAAAGUCGAGGUGAGUUAGUGUACGCCACCUCCCCUUUGCGAGUACCUCAAAAGUCCGAAAAAAGUAGCUAUUAGUAUAGGAUAGAAAGGACUAAGUUAAAGGCUGAAAGACCUCGUUAGCUUGAGUGAUUACGGCACGAAAUCCGACGCGCC
Amoebophrya sp. A120 is the source of this 5833-nucleotide messenger RNA. The record is from the annotation of a GenBank genome assembly. Lineage: Eukaryota; Dinophyceae; Syndiniales; Amoebophryaceae.